AUGCUACUCGAUAAAGGCGCCGACGUCAACGCUAAGGGUGGAUACUACGGCAACGCGCUCCAGGCGGCUUCAUAUAGAGGCAAUGAAACGAUAGUCCAGCUGCUGCUUGACAACCACGCCGACGUUAACGCCGAGGGUGGAAAGUACGGCAACGCGCUCCAGGCGGCUUCAUCUGAAGGCAACGAAGCGAUAGUCCAGCUGCUGCUUAACAACCACGCCGACGUCAACGCCGAGGGUGGAGAGUACGGCAACGCGCUCCAGGCGGCUUCAUCUAAAGGCAAUGAAGCGAUAGUCCAGCUGCUG
Molecule: messenger RNA, 303 nt
Organism: Mytilinidion resinicola
Lineage: Eukaryota; Fungi; Ascomycota; Dothideomycetes; Mytilinidiales; Mytilinidiaceae
Product: ankyrin
Exons: 1
Molecular function (GO): protein binding
Source: RefSeq, a predicted model, not a curated record